Messenger RNA from Medicago truncatula (barrel medic), 1602 nucleotides. RefSeq names its product F-box/kelch-repeat protein At3g23880. The record is from RefSeq and is a predicted model, not a curated record. Lineage: Eukaryota; Viridiplantae; Streptophyta; Magnoliopsida; Fabales; Fabaceae. Gene Ontology annotation, molecular function: protein binding. The transcript is spliced from 2 exons. Bases 61 to 1239 code for a protein of 392 amino acids.
UCUGUUUCUGCUUUAUUUCUCUCGCGAGCAAACAAUUCACUUUACAUUUGAGUUAGAGAAAUGGCGCAAGGAAACGAAGGUGAGGACAACCGAAACGCCGUCGAUUCUUCUGACUCACUCGUGGUGGAAACAACCAACACUCAGAGGCAGCGAUUGGCCGCCGGAACCCUAACAUGCCCACCGGAGCCGGAGCUUCCAGCUCUUCCUUUUGAUCUCCUGCCUGAGAUUCUGUGUAGGCUUCCGGUGAAAUUACUCGUACAGCUUCGAUGCGUUUGUAAGUUUUUCAAUUCUCUUAUUUCUGAUCCUAAUUUCGCAAAGAAGCAUCUUCGUAUGUCAACCAAGCGCCACCACCUCAUGCUAACAAAUUCUUGUGAUUAUGAUUAUUAUUAUGAUCGUGACAUAGUUAUGUGCGAUUCUCCAAUCCCUUCAAUUUUCUCUACUUCUACCGUUGUUACACAAACACAACUUUACAUUCCUAAUACUCUCACAAAUGGACAUCACUGCAUCGACCUGAUGAUGAGCUCUUGCGAUGGCAUAUUUUGUGGUAAGCUCAAUAAUGGUUCUUAUUUCUUAUGGAACCCUUCCAUUAGAAAGUUUAAGUUAUUGCCUCCUUUGCGGAAUCACAAAUGGUCAUUACUAAGCUUUGGAUAUGAUCAUUUUAUUGAUAAUUAUAAGGUUGUUGCCCAUUCUUUCAAAAAAGUGAUUAGUGUUAAUACUUUGGGGACUGAUUAUUGGAGAAGAAUAAAGGACAUUCCAUAUUCUAACCCCAUUUCUGGACAUGGACUAUUUGUUAGUGGCACUGUUAAUUGGUUUGCAUAUGAUGUCAUUAUAUCUCUUGAUUUAGAGAAGGAGUCGUAUCAAAAGCUUCGGCUACCUGAUUUCGACAAUGAAAAUAAUUCGUGGGACGUGGGUGUGGUGAGGGAUUGCUUGUGUGUCUUUGCAAGUAGUGAUGAAUAUUGGGAUGUUUGGAUUAUGAAGGAGUAUGGAAAUCAAGAGUCUUGGACUAAAUUGUACACUAUUCCUAACCUGCAAGAUCAGGAUUUAGAAGCCGAUAGAGCUUUAUAUAUUUCAGAGGAUGACCAACUAUUGGUACAAUGUCAUCAGGAUUGGGCUGAAUGUGACGAUAUGAAGUUGGUUGUUUAUGAUUCUAAAGCUGGCACAUUGAAUUUUCCUGUGUUUCGAAACAACUAUAAACAUACACAUGCCGAAGUCUACAUUGAGAGUCUCAUAUCACCUUAAGCAUUGAUUCAACUGCAACAUAUAUAUGGUUGGCUGUGUUUGUUUGUUUCAAUGGAAGGGUUAUUCAAAAUCAGAAUUGCUCGGGUUCUUUUUGUGGUCUGGAGCUUUGCUAAAGAUGGGAUUGAAAAGGGUAAUAGUUAUAGGGUUAUUUAACUUCUUAAGUUCUGUUUGAUUAUUUCUUCUGGAAUUAAAUUAGACGGUAAAAAACCUAUAUGUUUGGAAUAGAUAGGAUAAACCUGUCUCUGACUUUAUUAUUGUCUGUUGUUUGCCUUGAUAGAACAUGGAUAGGUUGUGUGAUUUUGAAGCGUAGUGAAAUGGAUAAUUGAGGGAUUCUAUAAUUGCAAAAUGCAUUUGGAUGUUGUA